AUGGCCCCAACAUUGAGUUUACAGGACAAAAUAGAGCUAGUACUGAUAUGCGGUGAUCAUUAUUGCAGUACUAGAGAAGCAGCGGAAAUUUUCAAUGGAAGACAUCCAGGCAGAAACCUAUGCUUCACAGCAGUUGCGAAAGUUUUGAAAAAGUUCAAAAGUACUGGUUCAGUUGAAAACCGAUACAGUAAAACUCCGCAUACACCUCCCGUAACUUCAAAAGAAGAGAAUGUUUACAAUAUCGUAUUGAAUGUCACCGAAACGCCAAGAGUGUCGACGCAUGUCAUUUCGGACAACACAGAAGUUACUAAAACCUCCAUGAGCCGAAUUUUAAAAAAUAAUAAUUUCCGUCCGUAUAGACCAAAAUUUGAUUUGAUUUUUGUGAAUGGUACCAGGGAAUGUUACAAGAAAAUCGUAAUUUCUCGAGAAAUGUGCUUUUUUUCCGACGAAGCUACUUUCAGUUCGAAUGGUGUGGUUAGUUCCCAGAAUUGCAGGUGGUAG
Messenger RNA from Ceutorhynchus assimilis (cabbage seed weevil), 501 nucleotides. NCBI's taxonomy places the organism in Eukaryota, Metazoa, Arthropoda, Insecta, Coleoptera, Curculionidae. The record is from the annotation of a GenBank genome assembly.